GAUGUGUUCUUUGACCUUCAUAAGACACAUUACAUUCAACUUCAACAUUCAUGCGUAACAUAGCGUACUCCUUACAUUUGGCGCCUGGAAUUAUUUUUGAAUUGACGCGGGUCAGAGGGUUUGUGCUUCAGUCACGGUGUUAUUGCAUUCAGACAUGUAAUCAACAAAUUGGAACUAUAGUUUGGAGAGGUGGAUGACUUGGCGAUAAAACUAAGGUAUGGCUUAGAGAUGUUGUAUUUGGGGGUGGUGGUGGUGGUGGUGAUGAGGACCUGCAUGACGAAUUCACAAAUCACUUCGAGCAUGCAGUUAUUUAUUUGACAUAAUUUUGUUUUCGCCUGUCUUUACUUAAAUUGAAAUAGAGCUAGGCUACUCUUCAAGAUUGUUACAUGUGUUUAUUUAUUGAUAAUAAUUCUAAGACAUUGAGGACUACAAUACAUGCUGCACCAAGACUCUAAAUGCACAAAGGGUCGCUGUUCAUCAGCAAAAGUCUUAUUGGUAUCCUCCCUACGACGCCAUUACACAUCGUCAUAAAGUGGGCAACGGUCUCUAUUCAUUGAGGCAGUUACAGUAGCUAGUCCAUGGCCAUAACGGAUUAAGGUGGAAAUUAUUAGUGUUGUCAGUAGAAGACCGGCGAAAGUACAGUGGAUAUUGCAAUUACACACCAUCGGAAUCGACCGAUCCAUAAUCUGAGAUAUAGCGCACAAGUCUAUUUUCCAGAGGACAAUGAAUGCUCAUGUUAACGCGCGUCACUGGCAAAGGUACGUCUCAGCUUUUCUAAUGUCAUGCCUCCUGCACUCGGCAUCUGCUGUAACACAUUAUUCAGUUCCUGAGGAAAUGGAGAUCGGCUCUGUUGUUGCAAAUCUAGCUGCAGAUUUGAACAUCGAUGUCAAUACACUGAGUAGAAGGAAGAUGCGACUGGAUAACAUUGCAAACAAAAAGUACCUCGAAAUCAACAAGGAGACAGGAGAGCUGUUCAUAUUCGAGAGAAUUGACAGAGAAUACCUCUGCCUUGCAAAAUCGACAUGUGUAUUGAAACUGGACGCUACAAUAGAAAACCCUAUUCGAAUAUUUAACAUUGAGGUGGAAAUAUUAGAUAUUAAUGAUAAUGCCCCACAUUUUCGUAAAGAUACAAUUCAUCUUGACAUAUCAGAAUCCACACCAGUCGGUGAACGAUUCUCUUUGAACAAUGCUGUGGAUCCUGACGUCGGUUCGAAUUCAAUCAAAACGUAUUACCUUAGUGAGAGUGACCACUUCGACAUAGAGAUACAGUCUGGACGAGAUGGUUCAAAAUUCACGGAUCUUAUUUUGAAAAAGUCUUUGGACAGAGAAAAGCAGAAUGUGCAUAGCUUAAUACUCACCGCUGUGGACGGUGGAGUGCCCGCACGGUCGGGGACAGUCAGCAUAGUUGUGCGGGUGUUAGAUACUAAUGACAACGCCCCCCAGUUUGACAAAGAGAACUACAUGAUAAACCUUUCCGAAAACACUCCUAUAGGAAGUCUUGUUGUGAAACUGAAUGCAACGGAUUUAGAUGAAGGCUCAAACGCAGACAUGACUUAUCUAUUCAGUCUUUACACCUCGGAGAAAACGCAACAAACGUUCACUUUAAAUCCUGACAACGGCGAGAUCAGAGUAAAGGACAUGGUUAACUACGAAGAUUUUAAAAUUUAUGACAUGGAAAUAAUAGCAAAAGACAAAGGCACUAAUUCUUUAUCAGGACAAUGUAAACUAACUAUAUUGAUUACUGAUAUGAACGACAAUCAUCCAGAGAUCUCAGUCAAAUCAUUUCAAAGUACAAUCAAGGAAAAUGUCGAAGUAGAUACAGUCAUUGCUGUUGUAAGUGUUAGCGAUAAGGAUUCUGGAGAAAACGGAGUUGUUGACAUUAAAAUCAACGAUCACUUGCCCUUUGCAUUAAGAGAAUCCUCAGACAAUUACUAUGAAUUAGUAGUAUCAACAGACCUUGAUCGAGAAAAGGUUCCUGAAUAUGAUAUUACAUUUACGGUCACAGACAGGGGCACACCUCAAUUAUCUGAUAACGAGACCAUAACUGUAGAAUUGCUAGAUGUUAAUGACAACGUCCCUCGGUUCAAUCAGACGUUUUUCACAAUACCAGUGACUGAGAAUAACGCACCAGGUGCACUAUUAGCUGCCCUUACCGCUGUAGAUCCAGAUCUCCAUGAAAACCAAUACCUCGUUUAUUUCAUCAUAGAAAGGGAGAUUGCCAACACCUCUAUGUCUAUGCUAUUCUCUAUUAACCCAGAGAAUGGCAACCUUUACGCACUGAAGACGUUUGAUUAUGAGAUAGAGAAAGAGUUUCUUUUCCACAUUGAGGCCAGAGAUUCAGGCGUUCCUCCUCUCAGCAGUAACGUUACUGUGCAUAUCAUCAUCAUGGACCAAAAUGAUAACACUCCAGUGAUAGUGUCUCCAUGGCGCGCGCAUGGCACCGUGGUUGAGGAAAAGAUCCCAAGAAACACUGAUAAAGGGAGUUUGGUGGCCAAAGUGAUUGCUAUUGACACGGACUCUGUUCACAACUCUCGUAUAACGUACCAGUUCCUCCAGAACACGGAUGCCACAUUGUUUAGUUUAGAUCAGUACAAUGGAGAGAUCCGGACCAUGAGAAUGUUCAGCUACAGAGACGCGCGUCACCAGCGCCUAGUGGUGAUCGCCAAGGACAAUGGAGAGCCUGCGCUCUCUGCCACCGUGACCAUCAAGCUCUCCACGAUAGAGACUGCUCUUAAAUCCUACGCUGACAUGACUGAGGUGCCUUUGGAAUAUGACAUCUUUUCGGACUUGAAUCUUUAUCUGGUGAUCGGACUGGGCUCAGUUUCAUUUCUGUUACUGAUCACCAUUCUGGUCACCAUCGUGCUGAAGUGUCAGAAACCCAAACACAACAAAGCAGCUCCUCCCAGUAGGAACAGUGUGGUCAGUGAGAGGAACUCAACCUUUGCAGAUUCCACCCUGGUAUCCAAUGACGCAUACUGGUACAGCAUGUUUCUUGCGGAGACGCGUAAAGGGAAGCUGGUUGUGAGACAGCCGGUGCCAAAAGGAUCGAGGUACGUUGUGUCAAGCCUACCGAGAAGCACAGGGCUGACAGAGACCAGUGACUCAGCUGCAUCUACUUUACAGUACUCAAAAUGAGAGCGAUCCCUUCCCACAGCUGGAGGCGUCCACCACCACCAGCAGCAGCUCCUCAUGAGGUCCCUUCCUGGCUACGCUGACGCCGGAGCGACUUCAGGAGGAUCGCAAAACGCCAAAUCGCCCCAACCCUACCCCUGUCCCUUUCCAGCCCUGCCCCGGAUGACCUGACCAACCAGGAGGAUCCUGAGGCCGUCUGCCCCUUCUCAUGUCCACUCAUACUCCCACGCGCACCUGCACGGGUCUCCCCCUGCCCAUCACCCCUCCCAGGACUGCCCGCCCUCACUGCCCCUCGCUGCCCUGGAACACACCGCCACUGCCCACAAAUCGGAGCCUUUUCAUCCAGUCUGUCUGCCCGCAUGACUCCUGCGUACAUCAGAGACUGACAUGCUUAUGGCCCUUUCAUGUUCCACCAUGACCCUGGAGAGAGGACUACUGGGAAAGCGCUACGGCUGUGGACUGGUUUGGGAACGACAUCGCAGAAAACUACAAAACCCAACAUGCAGCAGGGAUACAGAGAGGAAUAGGGGAUUAUCUUCCUGGUGGGGAACCUCAUCUGAUGACCUGAAAUGAAAUGUCCCCUUCAUCUGGUUCUAAAAGGUGGUGAGCUGGAGGGGUUGAGAGGGGUGUAUGUGUACACAAAUGAGAAUAAAAAAGAAGAGUAUGAAAAUAACUGAAAUACAGAAAAAAGGAUAAUUUCAGACUAUGUAGUAUUACUGUUUCCAGAUUAUUAAGGGAUAUGUUCCUGCAAAUUGCCUGCAAAUAUCAGUAACAUAUGUGCUCAGACCACCUAGCUCCUCACAUAUUCAUAAAAGUUUGUAUUGCCACUAAACACCCCACACAUGUGUCAUAGACCCUAAUGGAAGCACACUCUGACUCCAGUACUUCAUGAAAAUGAGCCAUUUUUAUAUUCAUACUGAAUGAUGUCAGUUAAAAAUCAGGCCACCCAGACUCACAUGAUUUCUUCUGCACUGGACACACUCACUGCAAAAAGUGACACCCUCUUUCUCUCACCAUCUCUCUCUCUCUCUCUCUCGCUCACUGCAUACUGCAUCUUACAUCAAACUGAAUGCACCCUUUCUUCGUGUCUGUGAGUCUCUUUUUAUUCUCAUGUCAUUCCAUUCCUUGUUAAUUCCUUCCCUCUUUCUCUCCUUCAGACUAAAUGUAUCCUUUCUUCAUAUCUGUGAGCCUCUCUAUAUUCCCAUGCCAUCCCAGCUCUGUCUCUGUCUUUUUCUCUCUUGCACGCAAACAAAGCCACACAAAGUGCUUUGCUGGUCCACUUUUUAAAUAUUCAUAAACUACUCACCACUGAGUGAGGGGCCAGAUUGAUUAGUGAAUCUGGAGGCCAACUGUUCUGAUGUUACUUACAGAGCGCCUCUCAGCCAACAGCUGAUAAAAUCAGUUCAGUUCAGUCAGGCCAAUUUACGGGGUGCCAAGAGGACAACCUUGGACAAGGGACUGACCAGUGGACGAAUGCCAGAAAACGGUCCCUGUCCCAGCUUGUUCAAACGGGACUUUCAAUUUGGUUUAAAACCAUUCUAAUCUUCAUGACAUGCUCAAGCAAUGAUUGAGCCUGAUGGUUUCCUUGGCUUUUGAGUCUAACUCAUCAUGAUUACCAUGGUAACCGCUCGUUUUUAACAAGUUUUUUUUCUCCCUUAAUCUCCUUUUUCUGUGCGACUGUUAAAGCGAUUAUCUGAUUGUUGGGAAUGUGACUUCAAUGUGCUUUGAUUAUAUGGUAAUGCUUCAUCAUUACAAGAAAAGAUGGUAGUGUGCAAUGUACUAAACCUGUCUAGUUUGCUGAUUCAUUUUUUUUAAAUAUAUGUUUGUUUUUAUAUACAAAAAGAUGGCAGUUAGUAUGCCGAAAUGCUAGAUAUUUUGUAACAUUGACCCUAACUGCAACUGCUGCUUUCAUUUAUUGUGCAAGCUUCUGGAAGUGCUUUGUGUAUGGUAUUCUACUCGUGGUGCAAUAUGUAGGUAUCUUCUUUUUUUUAAAUACAGUAUUAUACUGUGUUGUUUUAAUGCUACGCUGCCCCUUCAGCAGUCAUGGUUAUGCUUAUGAAUUUGAUAGAUUUCCUGGUAAAACAAGCAGAAGGGUCUGGAAGCUCUCUCAGGCCAAUGAGGCCAUGCAGGCCCAACUAAAGCUGUUCUCAGCUUUGAACUCUGCUAGGCAACUGGGGAAAGAGAAUGCAAGAGAGAGGAGGAGAGGGUGAUGAAAAACAGCUGUGUGCGUGAGCUGUGUGUGUACAAGAUAAACAACAGGGACCAAUUCCAGCCAAUUCUCACAACACCGAAUUCUUAUGCAAGACAUGCUAAGUCUUGGCUGCUGCUGAGGUUACUGCAGCUGGGACUGGGUCUCUCUCUCUUUCUCUCUCUCUCUCACACACACAGCUCAUGAAAGCCACAAUUAUUCAUUUAACUUGAAGCUUUUUUUCCCCACUGAUAACGGAAAUGGAGCGCCUAGGCUAUUAAUAAAUAUCAGAUGAAAGGCUGAUAGGCAAAAGAGGGACCCAUUUUCAUGACAGCCACUGGGGGAGUUCACUCCAUCCUCUCAGGCAGCCUGUUUGCCUGCAGUGGGUGGAAGUGGGGGCUAAGUAAUUGUAUUACUGCACUGCUGGUGAUCAGCUGGCCUCAAUGGCCUUUUUAAAGUCGGUGAGUGUGUGUGAGUGUGUGUGUGUGUGUGUGUGUGUGUGUUCCAAGGCACUAAUUCAGGCCCAGCCCAGAACAUAUGGGGCCUGAGAUGGCUUCUUAGACCCUGACUGCUUCAGCUGGUUGUUUUGUGUACAGUGUUGUCUUCUAGCUACAUACGUGGGGGAAAAAAAGGGAAAUGAUAAUAAAAAAAGCAACAAGCUGUGGAGUAUGAUCCACAAUUUCAUCACUUCGUUUUACUCUACAAUAGAAAUAUAGAAACAUUUGAUGUCAAGUGUCAUUGCCCCUUUCAGUGGGCAUGGUAUGUUAAUGCAUUUUCUUGCUACAGACCUGUAGGAAAAUGGUCUUCGAAAGCACUAUAAACUGAGACACGUUUGGGUAAUUUGGGUUGCACAGAAAGUCUUGUCCAAAUAUCAGCUUUUAUAAGGUAUUGGUAACCAUGGCAGAGACAGCAUUGAGGGGUUUCUUUAAGAAAAGGGAGCAUUGCUCUGAUGUAAUAGCUGUUUAUUCUGUAUAAUGGUGACUGUAUUACAGCUAAAAUCAAAUUGAUCUAUGUUAUGAUCAAUGUUGGUAAAAGAAAUCACAUGGCUCUUAUGUUUGGAUAUUAAUUAGCUGUAUUAUGUCUAUGCCUGCCUUCACAUGUGUGUCUGUCUGUGUCUGAGUGUGAGAGGCAGUGUGUGUGUGUGUGUGUGUAGAAUGCACAAGCAUGUAAGCGUGCGGCGUGGUGUUUGUUUGGGUGGAUGGGGAUGAGGUCAUCUUGAAGAUGGUGUCACAAUGAGAAGCGAUAGGAAUGGCUUGAAGAUGGUGUCUCAUUUCUAUAUGAACAAUCUUUUUAUUAAAAUGACAACUAUACUGUAUGUAGCUAUUGGUAAUAAUCACAUACUGUUUAGCAUUACACAUAUUAAACUGUAAAUAUAACUGUGUGAAUAAAGCUUUAAAAUGAGA
This is a messenger RNA of Alosa sapidissima (American shad), 6723 nucleotides long. Its product is annotated as protocadherin alpha-C2-like. The record is from RefSeq and is a predicted model, not a curated record. Gene Ontology annotation, cellular component: plasma membrane. Gene Ontology annotation, biological process: homophilic cell-cell adhesion. Gene Ontology annotation, molecular function: calcium ion binding. Lineage: Eukaryota; Metazoa; Chordata; Actinopteri; Clupeiformes; Clupeidae. The transcript has 3 exons. The coding region runs from base 724 to 3135 and encodes 803 amino acids.